AUGGACGCUAGCGACGAGAAAAACAUAUGUGAUUUCUUUAAUAUCGAUUCCCUCUUUCAAAAUCAGAAAUUUGCAAUCAAAAACAUUCUUGAUAAAAAAGAUGUUCUUAUUUCAACGAAAACCAGCAGUGGGAAGUCGUUGUGUUACCAGGCGUUACCGGUAUUGACGAGAUCGAGUGUGUUGGUGUUCUCGCCGUUAAUUUCAAUAAUGGAAGAUCAGGUUUCAUUCCUGAAUAGACUUGGACUUAAUUCUACUUCCAAAGGAAACGACACUAAAGACAAUGAUCGUGUUAAAAAGGGUGAUUUCGACGUUAUGUUUACCAGUCCUGAGACUGUGCUAGAAAACGAAAUGUGGAGGGAUGUAUUGAUGUGCAGUCAGUUCAGACAGCGUCUGUGCGCAAUUGUGGUGGAUGAAGCACACAUAGUUUUCCAAUGGGAUGAAGGCACUAAGAACAGUGACCCCUUCCGUAAAUGGUUUUGUAAAACUGGCGAAGUACGCUCACUGUGCCCAGGGUUACCAUUUCUAAUAUUAACAGGCACUGCCAGAAAAAGAACAAAACAGGCACUGCCAGAAAAAGAACAAGACAGGCUAUUGAGAAAAUACUGUGUAUGGAUCUUCCGGUAG
Mya arenaria is the source of this 624-nucleotide messenger RNA. Its product is annotated as ATP-dependent DNA helicase RecQ-like. The transcript is spliced from 2 exons. Gene Ontology annotation, biological process: double-strand break repair via homologous recombination. The coding region runs from base 1 to 624 and encodes 207 amino acids. NCBI's taxonomy places the organism in Eukaryota, Metazoa, Mollusca, Bivalvia, Myida, Myidae. Gene Ontology annotation, cellular component: cytoplasm; chromosome; nucleus. Gene Ontology annotation, molecular function: four-way junction helicase activity; 3'-5' DNA helicase activity; ATP binding. The record is from RefSeq and is a predicted model, not a curated record.